Messenger RNA from Brassica oleracea var. oleracea, 1056 nucleotides. RefSeq names its product RING-H2 finger protein ATL72. The coding region runs from base 271 to 822 and encodes 183 amino acids. The transcript has a single exon. Gene Ontology annotation, biological process: protein ubiquitination. Lineage: Eukaryota; Viridiplantae; Streptophyta; Magnoliopsida; Brassicales; Brassicaceae. Gene Ontology annotation, molecular function: transferase activity. The record is from RefSeq and is a predicted model, not a curated record.
UCUUUCUCUCUAUAACUCUCCAAAGAGAGUCGCCCAUACAUCCAUUUACGAAUGUCUUUUAUCACAACUUGACAUAAAAACUUAUUUUGCCUUCUCUCAUCUUCAUUCACAAGUCAGGAGAAGAAACAAAUCAGAAAAUUGAGUCAAAAGCUCAAAACUCUAAAAGAAAGAGUGAAGAGAAAAAACACAUCGUGGGUCGUUUGAGCAAACAAGACAAAUUUUGAAGGUGUUACUUUCUGAUCUCCUCUUUUUCUCAAACAUACCUCAAAGAUGGCUCGGGUGUUACUUGAGCCGCAAGCAAACGCACCGGCCGACGCAAACCCUAAAGCCAGAACAGGCUUUAACGACACCUACUUCGACACUAACAUGGUCAUAAUUCUAGCUGCUCUACUCUGUGCUCUGAUAUGUGCUCUAAGCCUCAACUCUGCCUUGCGAUGUGUGUUACGCAUCACAAGCAGAUUCACACCCGAUCAAGACGCAGCCGCUUCAAACGCAAACGCAAAUCCUGGACGUUUAGCGACUACCACGGGGCUCAAGAAACGGGCGCUGAAACAAAUCCCCGUGGGAUUGUACGGAUCAGGGAUCAUUAACAUGAAAGCUACAGAGUGUUUGAUCUGUCUCGGGGAUUUCGUGGAAGGAGAGAAAGUUAGGGUUUUGCCAAAAUGUAACCAUGGCUUUCACGUGAGGUGCAUCGACACUUGGUUGCUUUCACGUGACUCUUGUCCCACUUGCAGACAAUCUCUUAUCCUUGAGCAACCGUCGCCGAUGGGUGGUAGUUCUCGCCGGGAUGAUGACGUGGCAGUUUCUGUCGUAAGGACAUAACUUGAUGGUUAUUUCUGAGCUUUGCUGUGUUCUCAGUUGGGAUUUGGUUGGUUAUGUAAUAUUGUUUCUUAUUUUACUAGGUCUAAGUUGAUGUGAUCGUUUAGACAUGUAUAUUCUUGUGCGUUGGUGAUUUUUAUUUGAUUGGUUUGAAACUUGAAUUUUUUUUUUUUUUUUUUUUGAAAGCUGGUAAAAAUUUGGAACUUGAAUUGUAACAGAGAAUGUCUUUUUGUUUUC